GUCUUUUCAGUGAUACCCUCCUAGACGAAGAUGAUUGCCAAGAUCCUUACCAUUCUUGGAGUAGCAUCCGCUGCUCAUUGCGCCCUUGUACCACUGGUACCUGCAGCUGCACCAGCUGCAGCUGUUUAUGCAGCCAAACUCCAGGAGAUCCAGGAACUCGAUACGGUGCCACAGUACAGUUUUGCGUAUGACGUGCAGGAUGCAAUCACUGGGGACUCUAAGGCCCAAUAUGAGACCCGCAAUGGGGAUGUUGUCCUGGGCAGUUAUUCCCUGAUCGAAGCUGAUGGGACCAGACGUAUCGUUGACUACACGGCAGAUCCUAUAAAUGGAUUUAAUGCGGUAGUCAGUAGGGAACCAGCAUUGGCUUACGUUAGUCCAGUCGCACCUAUUGCUCCUGUUGCUCCUGUUGCUCCAGGAGUCACUAUCGGUGAACCAGCUGUACCAAGUAUCCCAUCCAGUGGACCAGAUUCUGACGUGGAAGUCGUGGAAGCGAGGUCAGGACCUCUUGUCUCAGCUGUUCAGCCAGAAGCUAAUGAGAGAUCUGGUAGCCGCCAGGAGGAAUCCAACAUGGCUGCCAGGACGCAACAGGCUGGACAAAAUAGGCAGAGUGUUCCCGUGAGGGCACGAGCUAAUCCUGUUGUCCAGGGUGUCACGCCUGGUGGUUUUCAGAGAGUCGUUGGAUAUCCUGCAGUGCAAAGAUACUCUGGACCACUUGGUGCUUAUGCAGCAUCUUACUCCUCCCCAUUUGCAUACGGAGCACCACCAGCUGGUUUUGCUGCUCAACUUGUUCCAGUGGCACAAUAGAUGCGUGAUGCUAUUGAAGCAGUACUGAUUGACCUUUUAAUAAAUAUAUUAAUGACAGAAAA
This is a messenger RNA of Cephus cinctus (wheat stem sawfly), 866 nucleotides long. Its product is annotated as larval cuticle protein A3A-like. Gene Ontology annotation, cellular component: extracellular matrix. Lineage: Eukaryota; Metazoa; Arthropoda; Insecta; Hymenoptera; Cephidae. The record is from RefSeq and is a predicted model, not a curated record. Bases 31 to 804 code for a protein of 257 amino acids. The transcript is spliced from 2 exons.